Messenger RNA from Scaptodrosophila lebanonensis, 360 nucleotides. RefSeq names its product glycine, alanine and asparagine-rich protein. The transcript has a single exon. Lineage: Eukaryota; Metazoa; Arthropoda; Insecta; Diptera; Drosophilidae. The record is from RefSeq and is a predicted model, not a curated record. The coding region runs from base 1 to 360 and encodes 119 amino acids.
AUGAACCACUCCACACUCUAUUCCCUGAUCAUUGCCGUUUGUAUCUGCACCUCGUGGGCCCUGCCUGUGACGCUGAACGAGCAGCCCGUCGAAGCCAUCGCCGAUACACCACUCACCCUGCUGGAUGUGGAGCAGAGCGCGCAGACCCACAAUGCCGAUGAGCCGGAAGGCGAGCGUGUGGCCCGAGGACUAGGCGGAUUGGGCGGACUAGGAGGGAAAUUCGGUGGUUUUGGUGGAUUGGGACAUGGAUUUGGUGGCGGCCUUGGCGGACUGGGCCAUGGAUUUGGCGGAGGAUUUGGCGGACACGGCUUCGGUGGUGGCUUAGGCGGAUUUAAAGGCCUCUUUAAUAAACAUUUUUAG